UCCACCAAAACCGGAGCCACAAUAACAGGAAGUGAGUUGUGGAGCAGCUGGACAUCGCAGGGUCUCUCACACACUCACACACACUCACACACACUCGCGGCGCUGGACGACAGACCCGACAUCAGCAUUCACACACAUUAUCUGUGGAUUAUUACAAACACUAACAGACCUGAGAGGAUUCACAGUUCAAUGAUGAUACACUGCUCUGGGACGCGAGCGCUCAGGACUUUUCUCUGGACUGUGUUUCUGCACCUUAUUUUCACCACAGCUGAAAAUGUUAAAGACAUUUCAGCGUCCUCUGUCCUACAGAGACAGAAACGAGAGUGGCAGUGGAACAUGUUGAUCGUGUAUGAGGAAAAACCACCUCAGUUUCCCCCGGAGGUGAUCGGCAAGCUGAAGAACACUUACUUCAAUGAAAGCAAGGGCAGGAACGUGGAGUUUAGGCUCUCGGGAGAAGGAGCAGGAGACAUCUUCACCGUGAACGAGUUCGGAGAUGUACUCGUGUUGAAGAAGUUGGAUCGGGAAAAAAUCAGCAGCUACAAGUUAACAGCACAAAUCAUAAAUACUCAGAAUGGAAAAGAGCUUGAAGGGCAGUCUGAGUUCACCAUAAAGGUCCAGGACAUUAACGACCACGCACCUGAGUUCUCAGAGCCUUACAGCGGGUCUGUAGAUGAACGAGCACCGACAGGAACCGUGGUGAUGAAGGUGCGAGCGACUGAUAAAGAUGACCCGAGCUCUCCGAAUGGCAUGGUGACCUACACACUGGUGAACGCAACCAACGUCUUCAACAUUAACCACAGAACAGGUGAAAUUACCACUAAAAAUAAUAAUCUGGAUCGUGAGACUCAGAGUGAGUAUAAGGUGAUGGUGCAGGUUUGGGACACGCCUGGGUCAGCAGGAGGACUGUCAGCAAGCACUUUGAUUACCAUCAAUAUCAACGACCUUAAUGACAACCAGGCUGAGUUCUCCAAACAAAGGUACCACUUUGAUGUGAAUGAGGAUGAGCCUGUGGGGUUCAUACUCGGAACACUGGCCAUCCGAGACCAUGAUGAGAAACAGAAUAAAAGGCCCUCGUUUACUGUAGAGCGUUCAUAUCAAGACAUCUUUGAUCUGGAGCACAAUGACAAUUACGAUGGAGUUCUCAAACUGAAGAAGGAACUCGACUACGAGACCAAGGCGAGCUACACAUUUACCGUAAAUCUUAAAGAGAAUGUUGUCCCAAAUGCAGACAACAGCAACGCCUGGACGACCGCACAAAUCCACAUCAACGUUAAAGACAUUGAAGAGCUGCCGGUCUUCUCCCAGAAAGAGUACAACUUCAGUGUUCAUGAGGGACAGAAAAAUAUCAUUGUGGGAUCAGUUUCAGCCAGAGACACAGACAAGACCAACCACAGGAUACGGUACAGCAUUACGGAUCCUGACAGUCCAGUGAACAUUAACAGUGAGACAGGACAGCUGACUCUGAAGACCGAACUGGACCGAGAACUCCAGAAUGUUUACAUGUUCCAAGUUACUGCAGAGGAAGAAUCGAGCAUGAAACUGAAAUCUUAUGUGAUGGUCAAAAUAAUCGUCCUGGACAUCAAUGACAACGAGCCAAAGCUAGCUGAUUCCUCAAACGUGUACAUCUGUGAGAAUGACGAGAGUGAAACCGUUAUUGGUGUCAUUAGCGCUACAGACCUGGAUGAGAAUCCUGGCAGAUUUCAUUUCACUCUCACAGGAAAGAGUUCAAACUUCUCCCUUCAUGACAAUCAAAAUAACACAGCCAGCAUCAUCCUGACUCAAGGAGGUUUCAACACUAAGGGUUCAGCGGAGAACAUUCUGGAGGUUGAGAUUACAGAUGGAGGAAAUCCACCAAUGAAAAGCAUCUCACUUCUUAAGCUGCCAGUGUGUGUGUGUGGGAGCGAGAGACGACGCGAAUACUGCAGAGCCUACAGCAAGUCAGGCGUCAGCAUGAGCGCUAUCAUCGCCAUCCUGCUCUGCAUCGUCACCAUCCUUGUGAUCGUGAUUCUCUUUGUGCUGCGUAAACGCUAUGAGAAGGAGUCUCUUAUCACUCUGGGAAAGCCGUCUGGUGAGAUUCAUGAGCAGCUCGUGGCGUAUGAUGAAGAAGGUGGAGGAGAAAUGGACACCAACAUAUACGACGUCUCCAUCCUGACCUCAGCUCGCUCAGACGGCCGACUCGGUCACGAUCCUCCUCCCGCCAUGUACGCCGUGGUGAAGAAGCCCUCAGCCUGUAAAGGGGACAUGGCCGUGAUGAUCGAGGUGAAAAAAGACGAGGCGGAUCACGACCGAGACGGAAUUCCCUACGACACACUGCACAUCUACGGCUAUGAGGGGGCCGAGUCCCUCGCCGGGUCACUGAGUUCACUCGAAUCGGCUUCUUCCCUCGGAUCCGACCUCGACUACGAUUUUCUGAACGACUGGGGACCUCGAUUCAGGACACUCGCACAGAUAUACGGCUCUGAAGCGAACACCUCGUACUGAUCUCUGGUCCUGGAGACCAAAACCCAGCAUCAGAGAAGGAAAGGAUGAUGUUUGAGUUAAUUCAGGAAAAAUGACAUCAUCAUCAUUAUUAUUAUUAUUAUUAUUAUUAUUAUUAUUAUUAUUAUGUCCCAUCCUUAUAGCAGCUUAUUUGAUUUUUUACCUGAUUAUAUUUUGAUAUUUCAGCUCCAGAUGCUGAUCCCAGAGUGUUAGUUAUCCUCAUAAGUAAUACAUUAACACUUCUUACUCUUUAGGAUGAAUCUCACAUUCUGCGUGUUGGUGUUUGUCAGCGUCUCCACGCUAACGACAGGUUUAUACACCUUGUCCUGAGAGGUUCUAGAGCAGUUCGUAUCGUUCUUCUGUCCAUCUUGUGUUUUGUAUCAGGUCAUAAAUCAGAUGUUCAGCUCA
Messenger RNA from Tachysurus fulvidraco (yellow catfish), 2886 nucleotides. RefSeq names its product cadherin 5 (gene cdh5). Lineage: Eukaryota; Metazoa; Chordata; Actinopteri; Siluriformes; Bagridae. The transcript has 12 exons. Gene Ontology annotation, biological process: adherens junction organization; homophilic cell-cell adhesion; vasculature development. Gene Ontology annotation, molecular function: calcium ion binding; cadherin binding. The coding region runs from base 190 to 2481 and encodes 763 amino acids. The record is from RefSeq and is a predicted model, not a curated record. Gene Ontology annotation, cellular component: catenin complex; adherens junction; plasma membrane.